Molecule: messenger RNA, 6584 nt
Organism: Drosophila ficusphila
Lineage: Eukaryota; Metazoa; Arthropoda; Insecta; Diptera; Drosophilidae
Product: myosin-VIIa
Exons: 10
Coding region: 163-6543 (2126 amino acids)
Cellular component (GO): cytoskeleton; myosin complex
Molecular function (GO): ATP binding; cytoskeletal motor activity; protein binding
Source: RefSeq, a predicted model, not a curated record
UCGAACCGAACAGAACUACAAAAAAACUUCGAUUAAAAACGGCUGUGGCAACAGAACUGAAAUCUUCCGGCAAAUAUUUGCCAAUUAAGAACCGUCGACGGCGCGUGUGUCUGUGAAGUGGGGUGAAGUGAAAUUGGCCAGGCCAAGAAAAAACCACCAGCCAUGUCCGAAUUUGUGCGGCAACAUGGAGAGUAUGUGUGGGUGAAACCGCAGAAUACCACCAGUGAAUUUGCAGUGCCUUUCGGAGCUCGGAUUGUGCGAACGGAAAAAACGCAGACCCUAGUUUGCGAUGAUCGGAACAAACAGUUUUGGGUGCCAGCGGCGGAUGUCCUUAAGGCCAUGCAUGUAACCUCCCAGGAGGAUGUGGAGGAUAUGAUCACAUUGGGAGACUUACAGGAGUAUACUAUUCUAAGGAAUCUGCAGAAUCGAUAUGCCAAGCAGUUAAUAUAUACCUACACUGGCUCUAUGUUGGUGGCCAUCAAUCCGUAUCAGAUUCUGCCAAUCUAUACAAAUAGGGAGAUUCAGCUCUACAGGAACAAAUCACUAGCUGAACUGCCACCUCAUAUUUUUGCAAUUAGUGAUAAUGCCUUUCAAAGACUGCAAAGACUGAAGGAGAAUCAGUGUGUGGUAAUUAGUGGAGAAUCAGGUGCUGGGAAAACUGAGAGCACCAAGUUAAUACUGCAGUACCUGGCCGCAAUUAGUGGCAAGCACUCCUGGAUCGAGCAGCAAAUCAUUGAAGCCAAUCCGAUUAUGGAGGCCUUUGGAAAUGCCAAGACUGUGCGCAAUGACAACUCCUCGAGAUUCGGAAAGUAUAUUGAAAUCAGAUUUACUCCAGAGGGUGCCAUUCAGGGAGCGAGAAUCCAACAGUAUCUUCUGGAGAAAUCCCGAAUUGUCUUCCAGAGUCGCGAUGAACGCAAUUACCACAUUUUCUACUGCAUGUUGGCGGGACUUUCUGCUCCGGAAAGAGAGCGUUUGAAGUUGCAGGAGCAAUCCCCCAGUCAAUAUCAUUAUUUGGCACAAGGAGGAUGCUUUACGUUGCCUGGAAGAGGAGAUGCCAAGGAUUUUGCGGAUAUCCGAGCAGCCAUGAAGGUGCUUUCCUUUAAACCAGAGGAAGUUUGGAGCAUACUCAGUUUACUGGCGGCUAUUUUGCAUCUGGGUAACCUGAGAUUCACGGCAACUGAGGUUGCAAAUUUGGAAGCUGCAGAGAUUGAUGACACACCAAAUCUGCAGAGGGUUUCUCAAUUAUUGGGAGUUCCCGUUUCUGCUCUAAAUGCUGCUCUCACCCAAAGAACCAUCUUUGUGCAUGGCGAACAUGUGACCACCAGUUUGUCCAAGGAGGCGGCCAUUGAAGGACGAGAUGCUUUUGUGAAAUCCCUCUACGAUGGGAUUUUCGUGCGGAUUGUACGAAGGAUCAAUGAGACUAUUAACAAGCAAGUGGAUCAACCCAUGAACAGCAUUGGUGUUCUGGACAUCUUCGGCUUUGAGAAUUUUGACAACAACAGCUUUGAGCAAUUGUGCAUUAAUUAUGCCAAUGAGAAUCUACAGCAGUUUUUCGUUGGACAUAUCUUUAAGAUGGAGCAAGAUGAGUACCAAAACGAGCACAUCAACUGGCAGCACAUUGAGUUCCAGGACAAUCAGCAAAUCCUGGAUCUUAUUGGCAUGAAACCAAUGAACUUGAUGUCCCUCAUUGAUGAAGAGUCCAAGUUUCCCAAGGGCACUGAUCAAACUCUGCUCGAAAAACUGCACGUUCAGCAUGGCAAUCGAUCCAUUUAUGUGAAGGGAAAAACAACACAAACUUCUCUGUUUGGAAUUCGUCACUAUGCUGGCGUGGUUAUGUACAAUCCUUUGGGUUUCCUCGAAAAGAAUCGCGAUUCAUUCAGUGGUGAUCUGAGGUCUCUGGUUCAGCGAUCUGCUAAUAAGUAUCUAGUGGACAUCUUCCCCCAUGAAAUGCCCAUGGACACGGCAAAGAAGCAGCCCACAUUGUGUGUGAAAUUCAGGAACUCUCUGGAUAUGCUGAUGCGCACUUUAUCGCAGGCGCAUCCCUACUUCAUUCGAUGCAUUAAGCCCAACGAAUUCAAGGAGCCCAAGAACUUUGAUAAGGAACUAUGUGUGCGACAGCUGCGAUACUCAGGAAUGAUGGAGACCGCUCGCAUCCGAAGGGCGGGCUAUCCGAUCCGCCACGCCUACCGCGCCUUCGUGGAACGGUACCGCCUUCUGGUGCCACCGGUGGGACCUCUGGAGAAAUGCGAUUGCCGCAAGGUGGCCCGCGAGAUCUGUGAGGUGGCUCUGUCCGCGGAUUCCGAUCGCCAGUACGGAAAAACCAAGCUCUUCUUGAGGGACGAGGACGAUGCCAGUCUGGAGUUGCAGCGAUCCCAACUGAUGCUCAAGAGCAUUGUGACCAUUCAGCGAGGAAUCCGAAGGGUUUUGUUCCGGCGAUAUCUAAAGAAAUACCGAGAGGCCAUUAUCACGGUUCAGAGAUAUUGGCGAGGUCGCCUGCAGCGUCGUAAGUACCUGAUAAUGCGACAGGGAUUCCAUCGCCUGGGAGCCUGUAUAGCUGCCCAGCAGUUGACCACCAAGUUCACGAUGGUCAGAUGUCGAACCAUAAAGCUUCAGGCCUUAAGUCGUGGUUACUUGGUACGCAAGGAUUUCCAAGCGAAGCUGCUGGAGAAUCGAAAGCAGCAGCAGCUCAAGAAGGAGGAGCUUCUCAGGUUGGCCAAGAUCAAGGAGGCCGAGGAGCUGCUGCGACUGAAGCAACUGAAGGAGCAGAAGGAGAGGGAGCAAAAGGAGGCGGCGGAGAAGCGACUGAAGGAGGAGCAGAGGCUCAAAGCUGAGGCAGCCACACGAAAUGCAUUGGCCAUGGCUGCAGUGCAGCAACCAAGGAGAACCAGAUCCGUCAAACAGGAGGCACCAAAGGCUCCCACUCUCCAGGCACGAAUGUCCCUGCCACCAGCUCCAACCACUCUGAUAGCAGUUGCUCCAAUGGCCACCCGACCUGCCAGUGCCACCACCACCACCACUACGAACCGAAUAAUCCCCAUUCCCGAAAGUCCAGGAACCAUCGAUGUGGAGUCCUCCAAGCAGAUGGUGGACGACGUGUUCCGCUUCCUCAACGACGAACCCGAUGCUGUCCUGAGAAAACUCAACAAUAUUUCUUCUGGGGAUACAAUACGCCUGCCUAAGCCAGUGCAAAAUAAUAUUGACACCUCCGACUUCAGUUACUUGAAAUAUGCGGCAACUUACUUUUGUGGUGGAGCCACAGCUCAGCAUGAAAGGAAACCUCUGAAACAAUCCUUGCUGAAACAUGAACUUCCUGUCGAUGAAAUGGCCUCAAAGGCAAUUUGGUUGACUAUCCUUCGCUUUAUGGGCGACAUACAAGACAUUGCUUCUUCGCCUUCUUUUCACACUUAUGAUAACGAAAAUCUGAUGGGUGAAUUGUCAAACUUCUUGAACACUUCUGGUUUUUAUAAGCCUCGUUUAUUUGUGCGUCAGAGCCAAAGGCGAAGCCCAAAAAUUAUUGGAAAAAGCCAUAAGGAAGUCGAGGACUUUUAUCAACACUGGCUAAAUGUUCCCAGUAGUCAUCUAGAUAAACUGCACUUCAUCAUUGGGCAUGGUAUUCUCAAGGAGAACUUAAGAGAUGAAAUCCUGGCGCAGAUCUGCAAGCAGCUGUACCUCAACCCCAAUCGCACUUCCUACUCCCGUGGAUGGCUGCUCCUUUCGCUUUGCCUGAGCUGUUUCCCGCCCAGCAGCGAUUUCGAGCCACAUCUGCGUAGUUUCAUGAAGCAGGGAACCGCCCAACUGCAGGCAGCUCCCUCCUUGCAGAGAUUGGAGAGAACCCUGAUGAACGGACCCCGCUGUCAGCCGCCUUCCUUGUUCGAACUCCAAGCCAUUCGGGGUCGCCAGCCACUCAAGUUGGACAUUCACCUGAUGGACGGACAGCAGAGGAGAUUGCAGGUGGAUGCAGCGAGCACUUCCCGAGAGGCAGUGAAUCAACUUUGUCAGGGCUUGGGUCUAACCGAUACCUUUGGCUUUGGACUGGUUAUCUCGAUGAAUGGAAAACUGAUGCCACUGGGAGCUGGUCAGGAGCAUGUCCUGGAUGCGAUUUCGGAGUGCGAACAGCGUCAGUUGGAUGCUCCUUGGAAACUCUACCUUCGCAAGGAGAUGUUCGCCACUUGGUUUGAUCCUUCAGUGGACCCCAAAGCCACUCAGCUGAUCUACAAGCAGAUCUUGAAUGGUUUAAAGUGCGGAGAGUACCGUUGUCGUUCUGAGAAAGAUAUAGCUAUGGUUUGUGCUCUGGCCUGCUUUAUAGAACAUGGUCCCGGGGAUAUCCGCCGAUUGAAACCCUCUGAAAUAACAGCCUUUGUUCCAAGGGAUCUUCUAGCUCCUGGUGAAAGAGCCAUCGAGAACUGGAGUCGCUUGAUAGCAGCCACCUACGAAAAGAGCUCUUAUGUGAGGGAACAACAGAAGGAACUGCAAUUGGAGGCUCAGAAGAGGGCCAAGGAGGACAUCUGCCUGUUUGCCCACUUAACUUGGCCCAUGAGACACUCACGACUUUUUGAAGUGGUUCGCAAGGAGGGACCCAAGCUGCAGAGCGAUGAACUGAUGCUGGGCAUCAAUUCCACGGGUCUUUUUCUCAUCGACGAAACCGAACAGGUGCUGGCCUCCUGUAGUUUCGGCGAAUUACUUAAGGUUCAGUUGGAGGACAACGAUGAGUUGCAUGUGAUGACCUAUCAACAUGUUAACUUUGUGCUGCACUGCAGCAUGGCCCACGAUGCCAACGAAGUGAUCAACUACAUGCUGGAUAAUCUCCGCCAGCGUUCGAGCUACGGUGUGGCCUUGGAUCAGGUGGAGGUUGAAGAUCAGGAGGAUUUGCUGGCACUUUCUCCCGGUGACCUCAUCGAAUUCGAGGAGGGUGUAACGGGUGCCAAGUUAUUGGCUGGCAAUGCCCAAGAUUUCUACAGGGGCUGUGUAAAUGGCCACUGGGGUCAGUUUGCAGCUGGAAAUGUUCGCAUUUUGGCCACCCUUACCAAGCCGAGCGAAAAACUUCGGGAUAUCUUCAGGGAGGGCAGAUUCCAAGAACCUCCGAAACCAACUCCAAGAGCGAAUCACUCGCGACGUCGUCAACACAAUAUCUCUCAGCUGGCUGAGACACAAUUUAGGGAGCCAUUGGACUCUGAUACGGCUCUCCUCUCAAAGUUUUCGCCUGAGCCACUGAAGGCUCCCCUUCUUAAGGCCGUAGUUAAAGUACCGCCCCUUUUCCAGCAAGCUUUGGUUAUCCAUCAUCACAUUCUUAAGUACAUGGGCGACAUUGCCAGAAGCAAUCUGCCGGUGAACACGGACCUCAUUUUCCAACCAGCCCUGCUGCAUCCGCUGCUUUGUGAUGAGCUCUACUGCCAAUUGAUGAAACAACUCACUGAUAAUCCCUCCAACGAAAGCGAAAAGCGAGGCUGGGACCUGCUUUACUUGGCCACUGGCUUGGUGGCUCCCAGUGUCCUGAUAAUGAGGGAGCUGAUUAUCCUGCUGCGCAUGCGUGCAGAUGCCCUGGCAGAUGCCUGCCUCAAGCGGUUGAAGCGAUCCUUGGCACAGGGACAAAGGAAACACGCUCCCCAUCUCAUCGAGGUCGAGGGCAUUCAACAGCGCUGCCUUCACAUCUACCACAAGAUAUAUUUCCCCGACGAAACAGUGGAGGCUUUCGAGAUCGAGUCACAUACCCGGGGAUCAGAACUCAUUGCUGAUAUCGCUAACAGAUUGGAACUCAAGUCACCUGUGGGAUAUAGCAUUUUCUUGAAGACAGGCGACAGGGUUUACGCCAUGCCGGAGGAGGACUUUGUGUUUGAUUUCAUCAGCCAACUUAUCUUCUGGUUAAGACAGCAGAAAACUCUGCGUUCCGCUUCCGAUGGUCACUACCAACUGCAUUUCAUGAGAAAGUUGUGGUUGAACAAUCAUCCUGGAGCGGACCUCAACGGAGAUGUGAUCUUCAGUUAUCCCCAAGAGCUGCACAAAUACCUGAAGGGCUACUAUCCCAUCGAUUGCGAGCAGGCCUCGCACUUGGCAGGUUUGGUGUACAGUGCGGACCAUGAUGUUAGCUUGCAGAGACUCCCGGAAGUGCUGCCAUUGUUAGUUCCCGAGGAUUUGAUACCUCUUCUAACUGUGGCAGAGUGGCGACAACAAAUACUGCCGAAACUCCAUCGCGAUCACUUGACUGAGGACCAGGCUAAGAUCCUGUUUCUCCAGGAACUCUCACGAUUCCCCUGUUUCGGUUCCACUUUCUUUGUGGUGAAGCAACAAAACGAGGAAGCUCUUCCGGAGUCGCUUCUGGUUGCCAUCAACAGCUCGGGAUUCCAUCUGUUGGACCCGCACACGAAAGAGAUCCUUCGUAGCUACGAGUACUCCCAGUUGGGAAUUUGGAGCUCGGGCAAAAACCACUUUCACAUUCGCUUCGGCAACAUGAUCGGUGCCUCAAAGCUGCUGUGCAGCACCACCCAGGGUUACAAAAUGGACGACUUGCUGGCCUCCUAUGUGAGGUACUUUAAUAAAAACGAGUAAUUGAUUUACUCGCACCAAAUAAAACGUAUUAUUACAAGUAA